UUCUCUCUUCUUUCACACAGAAAUUCCAAAUUACCAUUGCAUUUCCCAUUUCAACGUUCUCACACAGAUCCCAAUUCCCAAAUCUUUUUCCUAGUUCAACCUUAAACUCAGUCUUUUCCAUGGCAACGGAAGAACCGACUGUCGUUGUGGAACCCGCACCCGAGCCUGCUGCCACCGAGUCUCCGCCGGAGGAGAAGGAGGAGCCUAAAUCUGAAGCCAAGGCUAAGAAGACCAAGGAACCCAAACCUAAGAAGGUUUCUAGGCCACGUAAUCCUCCAACUCAUCCUUCAUACGAAGAGAUGAUCAAAGACGCAAUUACCUCCUUGAAGGAGAAAACUGGUUCCAGUCAAUAUGCCAUUGCGAAGUUCGUUGAGGAGAAGCACAAACAGCUUCCCUCAAACUUCAGGAAGCUUCUUCUAUACCACUUGAAGAAGCUUGUUGCUGCUGGAAAGCUGGUCAAAGUCAAAGGCUCCUUCAAGCUUCCACCUACCAGGCCUGCCCCUUCUUCCCCUGCCAAGAAGAAGCCAGCAGCUGCUAAGCCCAAGCCUAAGCCCAAGCCCAAGCCUGCUGCCAAGGCCAAAGAUGCCAAGACUGCUAAGUCAAAGGCACCUGCUAAGGCAAAACCUGCUGCCAAGCCUAAGGCCAAGGCUCCAGCCAAGUCCAAACCUGCCGCAAAGCCCAAGGCUGCUCCCAAGCCUAAGGCUGCAGCUGCCAAGCCGAAGGCCACUAAGCCAGCCGCUAAGCCCAAGCCAGCUGCAGCCAAGCCCAAAGCUGCUAAGCCUGUUGCAAAGCCCAAGGCUAAGCCUGUGAAGGCUGCCAGGACUUCUACUAGGACUUCACCAGGGAAGAAAGCCCCUGCAGCUAAGCCCGCGCCGAAGAAAGUGGCGGCAGCUGCGAAGAAAACUCCAGUGAAGAGUGUGAAGCCCAAGAGUGUAAAGUCUCCGGCGAAAAAGGCUGCUACCAAAAGAGGGGGAAGGAAGUGAAGAGGUGGUGGUGGAUAGGGUUGUUUAGGGUUAGUGUUGUGAAGUUUAUUAUCCUUUUGGUGGUGUAGUUGGGGUUACAGAUGUUCCUAUAACAUAUGAAAUCGAUUUUAUGAAACCUUUGUUGUUUUUUUUU
Molecule: messenger RNA, 1116 nt
Organism: Vigna radiata var. radiata (mung bean)
Lineage: Eukaryota; Viridiplantae; Streptophyta; Magnoliopsida; Fabales; Fabaceae
Product: histone H1
Exons: 2
Coding region: 120-983 (287 amino acids)
Biological process (GO): nucleosome assembly; negative regulation of DNA recombination; chromosome condensation
Cellular component (GO): nucleus; nucleosome
Molecular function (GO): double-stranded DNA binding; nucleosomal DNA binding; structural constituent of chromatin
Source: RefSeq, a predicted model, not a curated record